AUCAUUUGAGAAGAAACGAGAGAAGACGAGAAAAUGCAAAUUGGUCGCGUUAUAUUCCAAAAUACUUUCUCGAAGUUGCAAUCGAUACGUCAAAUCUCUACAACGUUGAACGCAAUGGCUCCCAUUAAGGUUGGCGAAAAAUUGCCCUCUGUGGAUCUGUUCGAAGAUUCUCCAGCCAACAAGAUUAAUACUGGUGAUUUGACUUCCGGCAAGAAAGUUGUAAUAUUUGGUGUUCCAGGUGCUUUCACUCCCGGCUGCUCCAAGACACACUUGCCCGGAUAUGUCUCCUCAGCUGAUAGCUUGAAGUCACAACAGAAAAUUGAUGAAAUUGUUUGUGUCUCAGUAAAUGAUCCAUUCGUAAUGUCGGCAUGGGGCAAGGAACACAAUGCCUCCGGAAAGGUACGCAUGUUGGCCGAUCCUUCUGCCGCUUUUGCUAAAGCCUUGGAUUUGACCAUUGACUUGCCACCAUUGGGCGGUGUACGUGCCAAGCGUUUUUCCAUGGUUGUGGAAAAUGGACAAGUCGUUGAAUUGAACGUCGAGCCUGAUGGCACCGGCUUAAGCUGCUCUUUGGCCAAUAAUUUGGGUAAAAAAUAAGA
Musca vetustissima is the source of this 596-nucleotide messenger RNA. RefSeq names its product peroxiredoxin-5, mitochondrial (gene Prx5). Bases 34 to 594 code for a protein of 186 amino acids. Gene Ontology annotation, molecular function: thioredoxin peroxidase activity. The record is from RefSeq and is a predicted model, not a curated record. NCBI's taxonomy places the organism in Eukaryota, Metazoa, Arthropoda, Insecta, Diptera, Muscidae. Gene Ontology annotation, cellular component: peroxisome; mitochondrion; cytoplasm. The transcript has 3 exons. Gene Ontology annotation, biological process: hydrogen peroxide catabolic process; cell redox homeostasis; cellular response to oxidative stress.